UGGAAUGGUGGGAUUGCGCAAGCAUCCCCAACUGUCUCCACAGUGGAAUGGUGGGAUUGCGCAAGCAUCCCCAACUGUCUCCCCCUUGACAAUGAGACACUCGGAUUCACAGUAGAGGCUGAGGAGAUAACGGCUUUAGAGGUGCCUCAUCAUUGUACAACCCAGAUUAGGUACAACUGUAUUUGUCGUCGAUCCUCUUCAAAAAAAUCUAAACCUAACCCUUAUCUGCCUACCCCUCAGAGGAUAUUGACUAAAAUAACCUCAAAUCAUCUGGCCCUAAAAUCAUGCAUAACAAUAUAA
Ilex paraguariensis (yerba mate) is the source of this 300-nucleotide messenger RNA. Lineage: Eukaryota; Viridiplantae; Streptophyta; Magnoliopsida; Aquifoliales; Aquifoliaceae. The record is from the annotation of a GenBank genome assembly.